UCACUUGAGCACACAGCAUCACGAUGUAUAGACAAAUACUAGUCUUGUUAUGUGCAUCAAUCAUAAGGGAAUCUUAUAGCGCACGAAUAUUAGCCAUAUUUCCUACACCAUCAAUCAGUCAUCAAGUUGUGUUUCGGCCACUAACGCAAGAGUUGGCUAAACGUGGUCACCAUGUUACCGUCCUUACUACAGAUCCAGUAUUCACAAACAAGAAUAGACCAAAAAACCUCACAGAAAUUGAUGUCCAUGAUUUGUCGUAUACAAUGUGGAGGGAAAAGUUUACGUAUAACCAAGAAUUUGGAAAAAAGGAAACUAUCUACAAUCAAAUCAGAACAAUACUUGAUAUGAUCGUUCCUCUGACAGAAGUGCAGUAUAAAUCAAAACAAGUGCAAGACCUAAUUAAUGAUAAGAGCGUUCAGUUUGAUUUACUAUUGAUAGAAGCUUGGACACGACAGGCUUUAAUAUACUCGUAUAUUUAUAAGGCGCCUGUCAUACAAGUCAGCUCUUUUGGGGCGAUUUUUGAUCACGAUGAAACUGUGGGCUCGCCUGUACACCCAUUCCUCUACCCAAUACUGUGUCAACAGAGGAUUUAUAACCUAACAUUUUGGGAGAAAAUUGAAGAGCUUUACAAAUAUUGGUGGUUUAAAAGUUUGUGGUUUUCAAGGGAAGAUGAGGAGAUAAGAAAAUUACGAAAAUUCGUUGGAAAUGAUCUGCCACACUACAGAGAGCUGAGGAACAAUAUUGAUAUGGUCUUUUUAAAUACUCAUUCUAUGCUAUUGGAUAAUCAACCUUUGCCGCCUAAUGUUAUAUCGAUAUGGGGUAUUCAUAAAAAGCCAGAAAACGCAUUGCCGCAAGAUCUUAAAUCGUAUUUAGAUUCAUCGAAAAACGGUGUCAUUUAUAUAAGUUUCGGUACCAACGCGCCUUCGUCGACUUUACCAUCCGAAUUUAUUCAGUUAUUGAUACGAGUAUUUUCAAAGCUACCCUACGACGUAUUGUGGAAAUGGGAAAAGGAUGAAUUGCCUGGGAAAUCGGGAAAUAUACGAAUAUCCAAAUGGUUACCACAAUCAGAUCUAUUGAAACAUCCAAAAAUCAAGUUAUUUAUAACACAAGGUGGGCUACAAUCUACAGAUGAAGCAAUAACUGCUGGAGUGCCUGUUAUUGGAAUACCGAUGCUUGGAGACCAAUGGUACAAUGUAGAAAAGUAUGUGCAUUAUAAAAUUGGGAAGAGAUUGGAUAUGGAAUCAGUAAAUGAACAUAAUCUGAAGUCAGCUAUUGACACUGUUAUAAGCGAUGAAAGUUAUCGAAAGAACAUCUUAAAAUUGCGUAGACUAUUAAAAGACCAGCCCGAGAGCGGCCUCGAGCGCGCCGUGUGGUGGACGGAGUACGUGCUGCGGCACGGAGGGGCGAAGCACCUGCGCUCCCCCGCCGCCAACAUGCCCUGGACUGAGUACUAUGAGAUUGAAUUCAUAUCAAAACUAUUAUUACUUUUAGCUGCUAUUAUAGUACCAAUUUUAACAGUGAUUUACUAUGUUACUAUAAAACUAGUGCCUAAAUCUAAGUUAAAAGUUUCUUAGUUUACAUUUGAGUUAGGUAAAAUUUUAUAGUUAUUAAU
This is a messenger RNA of Zerene cesonia (dogface butterfly), 1612 nucleotides long. Its product is annotated as UDP-glucosyltransferase 2-like. The coding region runs from base 24 to 1574 and encodes 516 amino acids. Gene Ontology annotation, molecular function: UDP-glycosyltransferase activity. Lineage: Eukaryota; Metazoa; Arthropoda; Insecta; Lepidoptera; Pieridae. The record is from RefSeq and is a predicted model, not a curated record. The transcript is spliced from 4 exons.